UGCGCGAACGCAAGAACGCACCCGAUCACGUCCUGGAUCCCAGUCAACUCGCUGUUAAGCAAGACACGACAGGCAAUACUCAAUGACGCGAAACGCGCUAGCCUGUUGCUCGGUAUCUAGCGCUUUCGAUUAAUGUGCGAAAAUCGCAGUCUUAUCCUCCUUCCUGUCUCGGGACAGAACACCUUACAUCGUCUCAUAUUGAUCCGUGGCGCAUCUAAGUGGGCAACUGUCAAUACAAUCAGUGCUCAGUAUUGCCGUGCAACCUUGCGAAUAUCGCGCUGGAUCUCCCGGUCUUACUGUCUUUCCGAAGGAAGUUGCGCCAGUCAGCGCGCCACAGUGACAGGUCGCUCGUGUCAAAUUGCAAGCUUGCACUUGUACGCUUUACGAAGAAGAGGGCGCUUAUGGGUAGCUUCAUCGGUCACGUACUCUGUAGUGUCAACAGUCAGCCAGUGGUCCGAAGUCGGUGCAGUGACAUCUCCAGAUCAUCCCCAACGGCGUUCUACGCUUCGACAAGCUGAUCCUUCGAUGCAUCAUCCAGGAACCGGCUGCAUGACCCCUUACAAGGGCCGGCGCGCCAAAUGCAAUCGUAACUGCACAUUGUGCGGCUGUGAUAGGUGAAUGCCCUCUAUCACAGGCCCGUGCUAAUCGUUCGCUUCGCACCGGUCUCCCGGCAAGCCUCAAGACGUCCACCUGAGACCCAGCUCUCCAAGAGGCAUGUGCAGGCAGAGUCAUUCGAUGAUGCUUCCCUGAGUUCCGUCGUUCGUCAUUUUCUCUGCCCUUCGAGCACUCUGCACACAUCAAACACUUUACGUCUUGGCGCGCUGUCGCAACCUCAAGUCUUGCCCCAACUUUGGGUUCGUGACCAGGAUCUGGUCAUGCUACCGCCGGAGCUCGAGCACCUCUGCGACCAACCCUCCAAUUUAGCUUCUUCUAUGGCUUUUCCAGAACAAUUCCCAGCCCG
This is a messenger RNA of Macroventuria anomochaeta, 961 nucleotides long. RefSeq lists its product as uncharacterized. Lineage: Eukaryota; Fungi; Ascomycota; Dothideomycetes; Pleosporales; Didymellaceae. Bases 133 to 618 code for a protein of 161 amino acids. The record is from RefSeq and is a predicted model, not a curated record. The transcript has 2 exons.